AAGUAAACAUAGAGCGAGGUUGAACCUGUUGGAACGUUAGCGUUGAAUCCUGGUGACAUGAUUGGUCGGGAUUGAAACGAGCCACGUGCAGUUCCUCCACGUGGUUGAUCUUAGCACAGAUCUUGGAUAUUUUGUCCGCUGAACUGUGUACGUUCUUGGACUUAUAUCAUCAACUUUCUCUCUCCAUCAUCUUGUCUUUCCAUUAGCUAUUUGGAAUAAUGGCAGACAAGAUUACUCGGAUAGCCAUCGUAGAUGCCAACCGAUGUAAACCCAAACGAUGUGCACAAGAGUGCAAAAAGUCAUGUCCAGUCGUAAAGAUGGGCAAGCUUUGUAUUGAGGUAAAGCCUACCGAUAAAAUUGCCUUCAUUUCCGAGUUCCUGUGCAUUGGUUGUGGUAUCUGCGUCAAAAAAUGUCCCUUCGAGGCCAUCGCCAUUAUCAACCUUCCUACAAAUCUGGACUCCCAAGUAACACAUCGAUAUACUGCAAAUGCCUUCAAAUUGCAUCGUCUCCCAACACCACGACCAGGCCAGGUCCUUGGUCUUGUGGGAACGAACGGUAUCGGAAAGAGUACAGCGCUGAAGAUCCUAGCGGGAAAGCUGAAGCCCAACCUCGGUCGCUACGAUGAUCCCCCAGACUGGCAAGAAAUCCUGAAGUACUUCCGUGGAUCUGAGCUCCAGAACUAUUUCACAAAGGUCCUCGAAGACAAUCUGAAAGCUCUGAUCAAGCCUCAAUACGUCGAUCAUAUCCCCCGAGCGAUCAAGGGUAAAAUGACGGUUUCGAAGAUGUUGGACUCGAAGCUCGAACUCGGCAAUAAGCAACAGAUGUUAGACGAGCUGGAGCUCAACGCUGUCCUCGAACGUGAGGUCAACCAGCUAUCCGGUGGAGAGUUGCAGCGCUUCGCUAUCGCGAUGACGUGCAUACAGAGGGCUGAUGUGUACAUGUUUGACGAGCCGUCGAGUUAUCUUGAUGUCAAGCAACGUCUCGUGGCGGCCGAAGUCAUUCGCAGGCUGCUCGCUCCUGAUAACUAUGUCAUCGCCGUCGAGCACGAUUUGGCAGUAUUAGACUACCUCUCCGACUUUAUCUGUGUGCUCUACGGCAAACCAUCUAUGUAUGGUGUCGUCACCAUGCCUUACUCUGUCCGAGAAGGUAUCAAUAUCUUCUUGGACGGCUUCAUUCCCACCGAGAAUUUGCGAUUCCGUCAGGAGUCGCUCACCUUCAAGAUGGUCGAGACGGCCGAGGAGAUCCUGAUAGACAAGACCCGUCACUACUCGUACCCCUCCAUGACCAAGACACUCGGUGGCUUCAAACUCACUGUCCAAAGCGGCUCUUUCACUGACUCCGAAAUCAUUGUCAUGCUCGGUGAGAACGGGACCGGCAAGACCACAUUCGUGCGCCUGUUAGCUGGUGAUACCCCCGAUGAAGAGACGGACAAGCAGAGUUUGUCGGUGUCAUUAAAGCCACAGACAAUCUCGCCCAAAUUCCCUGGCACUGUGCGCAUGCUGAUGUUGAAGAGGAUCAAAUCGGCUUUCAUGCAUCCACAGUUCCAGACCGACGUCGUGAAGCCGAUGAACUUGGAGGCGAUCAUUGAUCAGGAUGUGCAAACACUUUCGGGAGGAGAGUUGCAGCGUGUUGCCAUUGUACUCGCGCUUGGCAAGCCUGACGUUGCAGUUUACUUGCUCGACGAGCCCUCUUCCUUCCUGGAUUCCGAGCAGCGUAUUAUUGCAAGUAAAGUCAUCAAGCGCUUCAUCCUUCAUGCGAAGAAGACCGCUUUCGUCAUUGAGCACGAUUUCAUCAUGGCCACCUAUUUGGCUGACCGUGUCAUUGUCUUCGAGGGCACACCCGCCGUAGCCGCUACCGCUACUCCACCCCAAUCACUCUUGACCGGUAUGAACAAGUUCUUGGCUUCUUUGGAGAUCACCUUCCGUCGUGACCCCACCAACUACCGACCCCGAGUGAACAAGCGCAAUAGUGUCAAGGACCGAGAGCAAAAGGGUAUGUCUCGAUUUUUCCAUCUCUUCAGUAUUUCGACUGUUCUCCUGACUCUUCGUCACCAUAUCCAGCUUCCGGAAAUUACUUCUUCUUAGAAGAAUAAGGUUUUCCUUGUGGCGCUAUUUAUCGAUUUGGAGCCGACGACGCCCUUCAAGUUCUAUAGCUAUAGAGAUAGACCCGACAUUCCCCGCGGUGUAGGAUAAGGAUUGACUGUAGCUGUAGCUUUAAGCCUUAAACGCGCGCCCGCCAGGGGAGCUUGCGUACGAGUGAAGUAUGGGGAGGGUUGUGAUCUGUAUUACCAGGAUUAGGAAUAUGAAAGACGGGCCCUAGUGGUAACUGUACUGUGUUGAGCGAUGGUGGUCCAUACUUUAUCUACACAAUAGCUUUGUCCCACCCUAUCCUUCGUUUUCUGUGGUUAAAUGACAAUGUCAAUGCUGUUGAUGGAUCACCGUAGACUUCACAGACUCAGAGAAAGAUGUAACUGUAAGAGAUUCAU
Molecule: messenger RNA, 2485 nt
Organism: Somion occarium
Lineage: Eukaryota; Fungi; Basidiomycota; Agaricomycetes; Polyporales; Cerrenaceae
Source: the annotation of a GenBank genome assembly